Molecule: messenger RNA, 735 nt
Organism: Nyctereutes procyonoides (raccoon dog)
Lineage: Eukaryota; Metazoa; Chordata; Mammalia; Carnivora; Canidae
Gene: SSMEM1
Product: serine rich single-pass membrane protein 1
Exons: 3
Coding region: 1-735 (244 amino acids)
Source: RefSeq, a predicted model, not a curated record
AUGGGAGACCUUUUUUCCUUAUUUUGGGAGGUAGAUCCUCCCCCCAUGCCUUUAAGUUUCACCAUUCCAAAUCAGGAUUAUGAAUGCCGGAAGGAUGACUCUUGCGGGGCCAUAGGGAGUUUCCUGCUUUGGUAUUUUAUCAUUAUAUUGGUCCUGCUGUUCUUUUCUCGGGCUUCUGUCUGGAUGUCAGAGAAGAAAAAAGAUGAAGACAGUGGGACCAGCACAUCAGUCAGUAAAGCAAGCAAAGAUACUUCCUAUAAGCGGCAAAGCAAAGAUGGUGACUGGGACCCUUUACAAAUGAUGAAAAAAACAAAGCAGAACCAACUUACUCCUGUAACUGAUUCAGAAGUGGCUUUGGUCAAUGCCUAUCUUGAACAAAGACGAGCCAGGCGCCAUUCUCAGUUCAGCCAGGUGAAUCAGAUCCAACAUGAUAGUGAUACUACUGAGUGUGACAGUGAAGAAUCUAACUCAGGAGCCUCCUCAUGGAAGGAGAGUGAAAGUGAACACCAUCCGUCACCAGCGAGUAUUAGGAAGAGAAAACUAGCUCAGAGGCAAAGGAAUGUGGGAAGUUACCAAAUCAGGGAAAGGCCCUGCCUCCACUGCAAAGCCAUGAGAACCAAUGAAUGGCUGACCCGCCAUUUCCUUCAAAAUGCUUCAGUAACAACCCACAUGAAGGCAGAUAUUCAAGAGGAAAAUUGUGUACCUGAAAUUAACACAAAAUUCAGUAAAUUUUGA